ACGAAUGCGAGACCCUGAAUAUCACUUUAUCCUCCAAUCUCACAUCCAUCUCCACCACCUCGCAACUAUCCGACAAGCGACAGGCGAAGACUCGCAUCCUCUCCUUGCUCCUCACCGCGACCGCUGGCUCUUGCUCUCCCAUCGUCUCCGCCAUGGCCGUGCAAUCCAAGCCGCUUGCUCCACCGGGAGGCCUCGCCCACUGGCUUACAACCCACCCAGCCGGCAAGCCUAGCAUCCUCGGCCUGAUCCUCUUCCUUUUCUUCGCUCGUAAACGUCUAGCCUCCCUUGCGCCAAAGGCAGUUCAGCGUAGACCGGCCCUCAGUGAUGCAGAGAUGGAUCAUGCGCUGGAGGAGGUGUAUGUCCCCGGCCAAGGAGAGUCGAAGGGGUCGUACGAGCUGCUCGUCCCGCAUAGAGGGAGAAUCUCGAGGGUGAGGGUCAACCCGACGAAGCAGAGCACAUUCGACGCCCACUUCAGAGACUUUGAGAAGCUGCCGCCGCUCGCUGUUGGUGGUGGUGGCGGGUCGAAGAAGAAGAAGCGAGACGGGAGCGCCGACAGUAGCACUAAUGGCGGUAAGGGCAGAGGGACCAAAGAGGACGCCGUCGAGCGCAAGAGGCAAGAAGUCGAGGCGGUACGAGCUCAAGGGGGUGCGGCUGCUGCGAGCGCCAAAAGGGUGGGCGUAAACAAGGAGUUCUUCAGGCAGCUGAGAGCCCUCUUCAAAAUCAUGGUGCCGAGAAGCAACGCCAAGGAGGUAUUCAUCUUCUGCUUGCAUACCUCGUUCCUCAUCUUGAGGACGUACUUGAGCGUCCUCGUCGCUCGCCUGGACGGUCGCCUAGUCCGUGACCUCGUCUCAGCAAAUGGCAAAGGCUUCCUUCGCGGCCUCGGCCUCUGGUUCCUUCUGGCCGUACCCUCAACCUACACCAACUCGAUGAUCCGCUACCUCCAGACCAAGCUGGCGAUCUCCUUCCGCACACGCAUGAUGCGAUACGUCCACGACUUGUACCUCAACGAUGGCCGUAACUUCUACAAGGUCAUGAAUCUUGAUGGAAGGAUCAACGGGGCCGAUCAAUUCAUUACGGCCGAUGUGGCGCAAUUCUCCAGUGCGCUCGCGGCGCUGUAUUCGAACAUCUCCAAGCCGGUGUUGGACAUGAUCGUCUUCAACUUCCAGCUCGCGUCCAACUUGGGUUGGAAGGGACAAUUUGCCUUGUUUGCCAACUACAUUGUCACAGGAUGGAUCCUCCGCAAGGCCACCCCAGCCUUUGGCAAACUCGCAGCCCUGGAAGCCAAGCUCGAAGGAGACUUCCGUGCAGCGCACUCUCGCCUGAUCAUCAACGCAGAGGAGAUCAGCUUCUACGGCGGUGCCAAGACCGAAGCUGGCAUCCUCAAUCGAGCCUUCCUCCGCUUGGUCAAACACAUCAGCUCCAUCCUCAAGAUCCGCAUCGCAUUCAACAUGUGCGAGGACUUUGUUCUCAAGUAUGCCUGGAGUGCUGCGGGAUAUGUCAUCAUUGCUUCUCCCUUCCUCUUCGGACUCAAGCCGCAGCAGGCUCAGGCCGUGUCAAGCAAGACCGCCGAAGCUGGCGCAGAGGGCUCGACCGGCUCGCACGAAGGCGUCGCCCGCAAGACGGAGUCGUACAUCUCGAAUCGUCGCCUCCUCCUCUCCCUUGCAGACGCAGGUUCGCGCCUCAUGUACAGCUAUAAGGAGCUCGCCGAGCUUUCCGGGUACACGAAUCGCGUCUACACCCUGAUCUCUACGCUGCACCUCCUCAACAAGGAUCGCUACGAGGCCAUAGACCGUCCGUCGGACCUUGCACGUGAUCAGCCCUUCUACGACAUGGGUAAUGUAAAGGGCAAGGUCAUUGAGGCGAGCAGCUCUGCGUCCGGGGCUAAGUUGCUUGACUUUGAGAAAGUACCCAUCGUCGCACCCGCGCCAGGCUCCGCCAGGGGAGGCGAAGAGCUGGUGCGCGACUUUACCCUCGCAAUGCAGCCUGGAGAUCAUAUACUCCUCACUGGAGCGAACGGCGUAGGCAAGUCAGCCGUAGCGCGCGUCAUUGCUGGUCUCUGGCCUGUAUGGUCGGGCAGCAUGCGCAAGCCUACCGAGAAGGACAUCUUCUUCCUUCCUCAACGCCCUUACCUCUCUGCAGGUUCAUUGAGGGAGCAGGUCAUCUAUCCUACCACUUACCCUCAGUGGCGGGCUCAGGGAGGCACGGAUGAGAAGUUGAUGUCUAUUUUGAAGGACGUCAACCUCGCGUAUCUCCCGAGUAGAGAGGGAGGCUUCGAGACGAGGAAGGAGUGGAAGGAUGUCCUUUCUGGAGGGGAGAAGCAAAGAAGUGAGUGCGAGAGGCCUGUCUUGUUCUGCAGAACCAAAGCUGACCUUUUUCCUUGCCUCUUGAUGCCCACAGUCAAUUUCGCUCGUCUCCUCUUCCAUGGCCCCUCCCUCGGAGUGCUAGACGAGUGCACAUCAGCCGUAUCAGUAGAUGUAGAAGGUGGAAUGUACGCCACGGCCAAAGCUGCCGGUAUCUCCCUCCUCACCAUCUCUACUCGCCUCACCCUUCUCAAGCACCAUACCGUCCUCGUCCGAAUCGAUGCCGGCGGGUACGAUGUUGAGGUUAUCAAGGACGGAGGCGCGGGAGCCAUACCGAAGGGAUUGGAGGAGGAGAGGAAGGAGCUCAAGAAGAAGUUGGGCGAGGAGGAGGGAUGGAGGAAGAGGUUGGAGGAGGUCAAGGGGGAAUUGAGCGCGAUGGCAUGAGGUGCGUUUCGAGUUUCUCUCCUAAUCCUGUUCGAGCAGCAGCAGGCAGCGGCUUGCAAUACCAUUCGUUCGCACUCGCACUGCUUUCAUCGUGCUUUGUUCGCUUGCAGCAAAGGGCACCCUCUCACCCCGGGUCUUCAAUCGCACACU
Molecule: messenger RNA, 2894 nt
Organism: Jaminaea rosea
Lineage: Eukaryota; Fungi; Basidiomycota; Exobasidiomycetes; Microstromatales
Exons: 4
Coding region: 153-2744 (863 amino acids)
Biological process (GO): peroxisome organization; long-chain fatty acid import into peroxisome; very long-chain fatty acid catabolic process
Cellular component (GO): peroxisomal membrane
Molecular function (GO): ATP hydrolysis activity; ABC-type transporter activity; long-chain fatty acid transmembrane transporter activity
Source: RefSeq, a predicted model, not a curated record